UAGAGACAUUAGUCGUGACUGGUAAGCUUCCUCUUUGACACAAAAUUCUCAACCAAGCAAGCCAAUCACACCAAAAAUGGCUUCCUGGAAUUCAAUCCCACUUCACGUCUUAUACGAAGUUCUUGGCUGGUUUGCUUUUGUUUGCUGGUCUAUCAGUUUCUACCCACAAGUCAUCUUGAAUUUUCGCAGGAAAAGUGUGGUGGGACUGAACUUUGAUUUCGUGGUGUUGAAUCUCACCAAGCACUCGGCUUAUCUGUUGUAUAAUGCAUCUUUAUACUUCAGCUCUACUAUUCAGAAGCAGUACAAAGAAAAAUAUGGCCAGCACGAGAUGAUUCCUGUUGCAGCAAAUGAUGUUGCCUUCUCAUUGCAUGCUGUUCUCAUCACAGCUUUUACUUUGUUCCAGAUUGUUAUCUAUGAUCGUGGAAAUCAGAAAGUGUCGAAAAUUGCUUGUGGAAUUGUGACGGUUGCUUGGUCUAUUGCUGCAAUAUGCUUCUUCAUUGCUCUGCCUAAACAUCAUUGGCUUUGGCUUCUCUCAAUAUUCAGUGGUAUUCAAGUUUGCAUGACGAUUAUAAAAUAUAUUCCCCAGGCUGUGAUGAACUUUAUGAGAAAAUGCACUGAAGGAUGGAGCAUUGGUAAUAUUUUGCUGGAUUUUUCUGGAGGCGUAGGAAAUUAUGGUCAAAUGUUUGUACAAUCCAUAGAUCAAGGUUCUUGGGCCAACUUCUCUGGAAACAUAGGAAAACUAAUGAUAUCUCUGGUUUCUGUAUCGUUUGACAUCCUGUUCAUGAUCCAACAUUAUUUGUUAUAUCGGCACAAAAAAGGCUCAAAUUCAAAUGCUCCUCCCGAAGUUGAGAUCAGCAGCAAGCAGUCUUCUGAUAAACUAGUGGCAGAAAAUGUGUAGGAUUUAGUACAAGUUUAGCAUUGGGAAAAGUAGUUAGUGAUCCAUCUUUGAUUGAAAUAAUUCUCUCGAAAUGGUGAGCAAAUAUAUAUAUAUAUAUAUAUAUAUAUCCAAGACGAAUUUAAUGUUUAUAAUGGUCUUUAUGUUGUAACUAAGCUAGGGGUUGCAGCGUUUAACCUAUCUGCUUGUGAGUGCUUUGUGAAUGUAGCUACAAUCGGUUGAAUAAAAUAAAGGGUGAAGGUGUGUGAAUUAUUCUCAAA
This is a messenger RNA of Prosopis cineraria, 1155 nucleotides long. Its product is annotated as cystinosin homolog. Gene Ontology annotation, molecular function: L-cystine transmembrane transporter activity. Gene Ontology annotation, cellular component: vacuolar membrane. The record is from RefSeq and is a predicted model, not a curated record. The transcript has 8 exons. Lineage: Eukaryota; Viridiplantae; Streptophyta; Magnoliopsida; Fabales; Fabaceae. Bases 77 to 898 code for a protein of 273 amino acids. Gene Ontology annotation, biological process: L-cystine transport.